Molecule: messenger RNA, 429 nt
Organism: Gigantopelta aegis
Lineage: Eukaryota; Metazoa; Mollusca; Gastropoda; Neomphalida; Peltospiridae
Product: protein kintoun-like
Exons: 1
Coding region: 1-429 (142 amino acids)
Source: RefSeq, a predicted model, not a curated record
AUGGUCAUGGUGGUCAUGGAGGACAUGGCGGUCACGGACACGGCGGACACGGACAUGGCGGACACGGCGGUCACGGACACGGACACGGCGGACACGGACAUGGCGGACACGGCGGUCACGGACACGGCGGUCACGGACACGGCGGACAUGGUCAUGGUGGACACGGACACGGUCAUGGCGGACAUGGCGGACACGGUCAUGGUGGACACGGACAUGGCGGACACGGACACGGCGGACACGGACACGGCCAUGGUGGACACGGUCAUGGUGGACACGGACACGGCGGACACGGACAUGGCGGACACGGACAUGGUGGACACGGCGGACACGGACACGGCCAUGGCGGACACGGACAUGGACAUGGUGGACACGGCGGACACGGACACGGCGGACACGGUCACCAUGGUUGAAUUGGUACUACUUGGGUAA